Rosa chinensis is the source of this 990-nucleotide messenger RNA. RefSeq lists its product as uncharacterized. Lineage: Eukaryota; Viridiplantae; Streptophyta; Magnoliopsida; Rosales; Rosaceae. The transcript has 2 exons. Bases 1 to 990 code for a protein of 329 amino acids. The record is from RefSeq and is a predicted model, not a curated record.
AUGAAGAGAUUGUGGACUAAGUAUCGACAAUCUCGAGAUGAAGAUCAUGAGGAGAUGUGUACAACUAAUGCUCUUGUGGUAGCAGCAGUCGCUAAAGCUGAAUCUUCCUCUCAAACACGACGAGGGGGUUCUCGACCCGGGCGUGCACCGAAUGAGGAGCGAUUUAGGGAAUCAAGAGGGAAAAACAUGAUGGAAGAUUACUUUGUGGAGUGUCCAGUUUUCAGUGAAGAGGAAUUCUGGACACGGUACAAGAUGAGUCACAAUGUUUUCAACCACAUCUCCAGUGACCUUUGUCGCUAUGACCUGUACUUUGUCCAGAAAUCAGAUGCUGCUAAGAAAGUCGGACUACUUCCCCAGCAGAAGCUGACAUGUUCCUUAAGAAUGCUUGCUUACGGCGCUGGGGCAGAUCAAUGCACUGAGUAUUGUCGGAUGGAAAAAUCGACCUCCAUCGAGGCUAUGAAAUUAUUUACAAGAGGAAUCAUUAAUCUGUACUCGGCAGAAUACCUUCGGGCUCCUACUCCGGCCGACCUCAGAAGACUUUUCGCCAAAACUGAGAGAAGAGAAUUGCCCAAUAGGUUAGGCUGGGAAUACAGCGGUCGAAAACGUGUGCCCACUAUCAUCCUUGAAGCAGUCGCAUCUUAUGACACAUGGAUAUUCCAUGCCUUCUUUGGAAUGCCUGGAUCAUGCAACGACCUCAACGUGCUUGGUAAGUCCCCGUUGUUUGACGAGCUCACUGCUGGUCGAGCCCUCCAGAUCCAAUUUCAAGUGAAUAACAGAAUUCACAAUUUAGGCUACUAUCUCGCUGAUGGUAUCUAUCCUACAUGGCCGACUUUCAUGAAAUCAAUUCCAAGGCCCACACGACCCAAAGAUAUGAAGUUUUCGCAGGCUCAAGAGGGGUACAGGAAGGAUGUGGAAAGAUGUUUCGGCAUUUUACAGUCUCGUUUUAGUAUUGUUCGAGGAGAGGAGAAGACCUUCGAUACAUCAUGCUGA